AUGGCAACUUGCAAAUAUAGUUUUAAUGCUCUACGUCGAGCAUCGUCAUCUGCUGCUGUUGCUUCAAGUGUAAAUCAAAGAAAUGUUCCUCAAACGAAAACAGGUCAAUUUGGAGUUCCACAACGGAUUAGUUUACCAAAAGAAAGUAUUAAUGUAACAAAAUUACCAAAUGGAUUGGUUGUAGCUUCAAUGGAAAAUCAUUCACCACUUUUUCGUGUUGCAGCUGUUGUUGAUGCCGGAGCAAAAUAUGAACCUUAUGAAAUGCGUGGUGUCACAACACUUCUUCGAGUUUUCUCGAAUUUGAGCACGAAGUAUGUCAGUCAAGUCGGUUUAACAAAGAAUUUGGAACGUUUAGGCGCAAACUUCAAGUGUAUACAAACACGAGAACAAAUGAUUUAUUCAAUUGAAGGUCUUCGAAGUGAAUUAACACAUGGAGCUCAAUUUUUGGUUCCUAUCGUUUGUUAUCCAAUGUUUAAACCCCAUGAAGUUAAUGAUGAACAUGAACGAUUAGAACUUGAUCAUGAUCUUUAUUUACAGGCACCUGAAUUACAAUUAAAUGAUUUACUUCAUAACGCAGCAUUCAAAGGUGGUUUAAGUCGAGCAUUAUCAGUUAGUCCUGAAAUGAUGAAAAAAUUAUCACAUAAACAAAUGUAUUCAUUUCAUUCGCAUUAUUAUACACCGGAUCGAAUAUCUUUAGUUGGUACUGGUUGUAAUCAUCAAACACUUGUUCAAAUAGCGGAUAAAUUUCGUUUUUCGCCACUUGAUUGUGUUUAUACACCAGGUUUUGGAAACCUUAAAUUAAUUGAUUCAGAACCUGAACCAUCAAAAUAUAAAGGAGGAGAACUUCGACGUGAUACUCAAUCAAGUUUAGUUCAUAUUGCAUUAGCAUGUGAAGGCGUGAGUUCAAAAGAUGAAAAAGGUGUUUUAACAAGUUCAUUAUUAAAUGAAGUUAUGGGUAAAGGUCCGAAUAUAAAAUGGUCAGCUGGAUCGAAUCGACUUCAACGUGCAGCACAAGCUGUUGCUGAUGCACCUUGUUUAGUUUCAUCGUUUAAUCUUCAUUAUACUGAAUCAGGUUUAUUUGGUGUUCAUAUCAUGUGUAAUAAAAAUGAUACAAAUAAGGUUGUCAAAGCCGUUUGGAAUGAAUUUAGUAAAGUUUUGAAAAAUGGUAUUAAUAAAGAAGACUUUAAUCUUGCUAAAAAGAAACUUCAAGUAAAUCUUCAAAUGACAGCUGAACAAUCUUCGGAUGUUUUUUCAAAAAUGUUAAUUCAACCAGAUGUUAGUGAUCGUUCAACUGAUGUUCAAUCAAUUCUUGCACAAUUAGAACAAGGUGAUUAUACAAAUGAUUCAAUAAAUCAAUUAGCAAAGAAAAUUUUAACUGGAAAACCACCAACAGUAGCCUCUAUUGGAAAUCUUAAAUCAAUGCCAUAUCUUGAUGAUUUAAAAGCAUAA
Molecule: messenger RNA, 1449 nt
Organism: Rotaria sordida
Lineage: Eukaryota; Metazoa; Rotifera; Eurotatoria; Philodinida; Philodinidae
Source: the annotation of a GenBank genome assembly